AGUAAAGAGACCAAAAGGUUCACACACAGUGCGUGCUCAAGAAGUCAAGUACAGAUAAACAAAUAUGAAGAUCGUGCUCGUUUUUGCUUCAUUUGCUGUCGCGGCGUAUGGCCAGCUCAGUGGCGGGAACUCAGACUGGUACUGCAAUAUUCUCAAGGACGAACACUGCGAACAACAUAUCUACGAACCGAGAUGUGGCACCGACCACGUUACCUACAGGAACAUGUGCGCAUUUGGCAAGGCCCACUGCCAGAACGACACCAUCAACCAGCUGCACGUGGGUCCGUGCGAUCUGAUGUCCAGCACUAGGAGUCCGGAACAGGUUAUUCACGGAAGCGAGAUCGCUAUGGACUACCAGUGUGUGUUGCUAGCCCACAGAGUUUGUGAGGCAACUUUGAAUGAGAAACUCUGCGGCACCGAUGGUGUAACAUACCCAACAUUCUGCGAGUACGAGAAAUCUCGCUGCCAGCACAGGGAUCUGCACGUCGCUAAACUCGGGGACUGCAACGCCUAGCCCGCCCGCUUUGUAGUUAUACCCAAAUAAAAUGUCGAAACAUU
This is a messenger RNA of Mya arenaria, 558 nucleotides long. Its product is annotated as agrin-like. Bases 65 to 514 code for a protein of 149 amino acids. The record is from RefSeq and is a predicted model, not a curated record. Gene Ontology annotation, molecular function: protein binding. The transcript is spliced from 5 exons. Lineage: Eukaryota; Metazoa; Mollusca; Bivalvia; Myida; Myidae.